GCAUCGAUAUAUCUUCCUCAUUUAGGGUUCUGCUGCGACUUUUCCUUCUUCUCCGUAUCUCUUUCUCUGCUUCCGUCACGGGAGCCGAUAUGUAUUGUUCUCACUAGGAACCUCGUUACUCUGAUUGGAUUCGAUCGUCAAUCGAUCUCCAUUUCAUUAAGCGUUUAGGGAUUUCGGAUUCUCGAGUUUCUUUUUUUGAUAUUUAGGUAGCGUAUUUAGGGAUCGAAUUUCUCCGAGACAAAUCUUGUGUUUAGAAUCUGAUUCACCUCGAUUUCUUAGUUUGAAAGCAGUUAAUUAGAGGUUUUCAGACUAAUUAGGGAUUGGGAUUUGGAUACGGUAUCGGUUAUGGACGCUUUUGGAAUGGGAAGCAGCAUAAAUCAAGCUCCCGGAACCGAGGAUCUUAAGAAAGUUGGAGACAAUCCUACAGGUAAUUCGGUGUUUGAUGCAUCUCAGUAUGCCUUUUUUGGGAACGAUGUUGUCGAGGAAGUUGAGCUAGGUGGAUUGGACGAGGAAGAUGAGAUAUUGUCUUUCACUGGAAUAGGCGAAGACUUUUCAUUUGAUAAGGAAGAGGUUGAAGAUUCAAGACCUUUUUCGGACGUUGAUGAUCUUGCUAAUACCUUUUCAAAGUUGAAUAGGGAUCCUGAUGUAUAUAGAAACACGGGACCAAUCACUGACAGGCGAUCAAUACAGAAUUCUUUAGCACCUGAGUGGACUCGUGGGGAGGAGUUGCCAGAUUGGUAUGGCCAGCAGAUACUAGAUUCUGAUGCUAUCAAAGAUGACAAGGCGUUGUCGGCACAGCCUUUUUCGGCUCUCGACCCUAACAGAACAACACCGUAUCUCGAACCACAACGUCAGCUGCAUCAAAACCACAAUCAACAACAGUUUCCCAGUGAACCAAUUCGUGUCCCGAAGUCAUCUUUUGUUUCAUACCCGCCUCCAGGCAGCAUAUCACCAGAUCAGCGUUUAGGACACCCAAAUAUACCUUAUCAUUCUGGUGGGCCUCAAAUGGGAUCGCCCAACUUUUCUCAGUUUCCAAAUUUGCAGCCUCCGUUGACUGGCAUGCAUCGUGGAUCUCCCCAGCUCACUGGAAACAUGUCUCAGUUUCGUCCUGCUCUUCCUCUGAAUAAUCGCCCUCCGGCUCAAUGGAUAAAUCGACAAAAUAUGCAUUCUGGUGAUAAUGCUGGGAUCAUGAAUAACGCGAUGCUACAACAGCCGCCUCAUCAAAACGGUUUGAUGCCCCCUCAGAUGCAGGGAUCUCAGAAUAGGUUACAACAACAUCCAAUGCAGCCUCAGUUAUUUAGUCCCCAUCUUUCUCGAUCAUCAUCCACUGGAAAUUAUGAUGGAAUGCUUGGGUUUGUUGAUCCGAGGGAAGCAAGACCAGGGUCGGCUCAAGGCAACAGACAGAACUUGCGUUUUCAUCAACAAGGCUUUGAUGGUGGCGUUCAGAGGAGAUAUAGUGGGCGGCCUCCAUUCCGGUCUAAAUGUAUGUCAGCAGAGGAGAUAGAAAAUAUACUGAGAAUGCAGCUUGUUGCGACACACAGCAAUGAUCCUUAUGUUGAUGAUUACUACCACCAAGCCUGUCUGGCUAAGAAAUCUGCAGGUGCAAAACUGAGACAUCAUUUCUGUCCAAAUCAUUUGAGGGACCUCCAUCCGCGUGCACGGACAAACAAUGAGCCCCAUGCUUUUCUUCAGGUUGAAGCUCUUGGUAGAGUUCCUUUCUCUUCGAUCCGCAGGCCUCGUCCCCUACUUGAAGUGGACCCUCCGAAUUCAACUAAAUCUGAUAAUAUGGAGCACAAAGCUACCGAUAAACCCCUUGAUCAAGAACCCCUGCUUGCAGCUAGAGUGUACAUUGAGGAUGGUCUUAAUCUUCUCCUUGAUGUUGAUGAUAUAGAUCGUUUCUUAGAGUUUAACCAGCUCCAGGAUGGAGGAAACCAGUUGAAACAAAGACGGCAAGCUUUGUUGGAAAGCCUUGCGGUUUCACUGCAGCUCGUUGAUCCCCUUGCCAAGAAUGGGCAAAACCGGUCCCAGGAUGAUUUUCUCUUUCUAAGGAUUAUCUCUCUUCCAAAGGGUCGGAAACUACUUAUAAGAUAUCUUCAGCUUAUUUUCCCUGGCAGCGACCUAAUGCGGAUAGUUUGCAUGGCCAUUUUCCGUCAUUUAAGGUCAUUGUUCGGAGUCCUCUCACCGGAUCCCGAUAUCAGCAAAACCACAAACAAGCUUGCAAAAGUUGUAAGCUUGUGCAUUCACAACAUGGAUUUAGGACCGAUAAGCGCAUGUCUAGCAGCAGUUUCAUGUUCUUCUGAGCAGCCACCGCUCCGUCCUAUAGGCAGUCCUGUUGGAGACGGAGCUUCCACGGUACUGAAAUCUACACUGGACCGAGCUUCUGAGCUUCUCCGGGCUAGUAACAUCAACAACGCGGGCAUGGCUCUAUGGCGUGCUUCCUUUACUGAGUUCUUUAACCUUCUGAUGAAGUAUUGCAUCAGCAAAUACGACAGUAUCAUGCAGAGUUUGAAUUCGCAAUUGCAACCGCAUCUUGCUACUGAGAUAUCUGAUGCAGCUGCUCAAGCCAUUGUCCGCGAAAUGCCGAUUGAGCUUCUACGUUCGAGUUUCCCACACAUUGAUGAGCAGCAAAAGAGAAUACUAAUGGAGUUUCUGAAACGAUCUAUGCUAGGAAGCCAGAAACCGAGCCAGUCUUGAGUUGAUAGUAUCGAGAUGAUUGAAGCAGUAUAGAAUCAAGAAACCUUAUCGCGAUGUCAAAAUAUAUGAAGCUUAAGAGCAAUUAUUGUAGAAACCGCGACAAGAAAGGUAGAGAGAAUCGGUUUCAAACUCCUUUUUUUUUAUUUUUUAAUCGCAGCAGAGAGGAUUCUUCCUUCAAAUGGACAAAAAGACAGUUUUUGUGUCUUCUUGAGAGAAAGCAGUGGAGAAAAACUUUGGGUCUCUUGUACAGAGAAAAAGAGUCUUUAGCUUUGCAGAACGUUGUAGCAAUGGAGAGUUUUCAGGCAUCUGUGUGUUUCUGUCCUCUGUUUAGUUUAUCUCAUUGUGGUUUCGAUUUUUGUUUUUGAAACUUUUUUUGUGUUUUUGAUAAUUCGACCAAUAAACAUUUGUAGUUGAUGUUUUUGGUGAUGAAAGCUAUUUGUUCUU
Eutrema salsugineum is the source of this 3138-nucleotide messenger RNA. Its product is annotated as protein PAT1 homolog. The coding region runs from base 346 to 2694 and encodes 782 amino acids. Gene Ontology annotation, biological process: deadenylation-dependent decapping of nuclear-transcribed mRNA; P-body assembly. Gene Ontology annotation, cellular component: P-body. The record is from RefSeq and is a predicted model, not a curated record. Lineage: Eukaryota; Viridiplantae; Streptophyta; Magnoliopsida; Brassicales; Brassicaceae. Gene Ontology annotation, molecular function: RNA binding. The transcript has 5 exons.